CUUUUGGCUUGUGCUUUUGUCUCUCGGAUUGGUUUUUGCCAAUCGAAAAUAACUUUUGAAUCGCUAGCUAAUCGAAAAGCCGAGGAGUAGUAGUGCUCACUCUUCGGGUUAAAUUUGUAAUUGUAAAUUAAUAUUUGAAACAGGAAGAGAGAGCACCAUGUCUCUGUUCUACGCCGUGGCAGCGGAUGAAAAUGAGGACAACCCUGGCGCAGUUGCAGGCGAGGUCAGUUCUCAAACCACCCUGAAUAAUUUCUGGCCCAAAAUCGUGGAGGAAGUGAAGCGACAAACGCUGGACCUGAAGCAGCAGGCUCUUCCGCUGGCCCGAAUCAAAAAGAUCAUGAAGCUGGACGACGACGUGAAAAUGAUCAGCUCGGAGGCGCCGGUGCUGUUCGCCAAAGCGGCCGAGAUCUUCAUCCUGGAGCUGACCCUGCGCGCCUGGGUGCACACCGAGGACAACAAGCGGCGCACCCUGCAGAGGAACGACAUCGCCAUGGCCAUCACCAAGUACGACCAGUUCGACUUCCUCAUCGACAUCGUGCCGCGCGACGACAUCAAGCCGGCGAAACGCGCCGACGAGUCGGUCCGCACCUCGAUGAACGCCGACCAGGUGCAGUACUACCUGCAGCUGGCCCAGCAGCACCAGCAGGUUCUGCAGCAGUCGUCGCAGCCGGCCGCCACGGCCACGACCACCACCACUCAGCAGCAAGCCGGACAGACGCAGAACAUCCAAGUGCAGGUAACCACGCAGCAGGCGCAGCCGCAGAUCAUCCAGCUGCAGGCACCUUCCGUGCAGAACCAGUCACAGGCCGCCACGCAAGGUGGAAUCCAGAUCGUGCAGCAAAUUGUCACUCCCACCGGCGAAAUACAACAAAUUCCGAUCCAGCUGACGCCAUCUCAGCUGGCGACAAUCAAAAUGCAGUUCCAAAGCAACGCGAGCCAGCCAGUCAUCAUCCAGACAGCGCCGAUCGCGGUCAAUGCGCAGACUUCUCCGCAGAUCAUCCAAGUGAGAUCGCCCUCCACGCAAUAGCAAAGUGCAUUUAAAAUGAACUAAAAGACUUUGUGAAUAAAAUCUUAACUUUAAUUAAAGUAAUUUCAGUGCGGAGGAAGUGUAUCGUUUGCCGCAAGUAACUGGAUGGAUUUUUUUCUACCUAUUUCUUGAACUGAAUAAAGUGGUUUGAUGAAAUAAAAUGCA
This is a messenger RNA of Cloeon dipterum, 1192 nucleotides long. Its product is annotated as nuclear transcription factor Y subunit gamma-like. The record is from RefSeq and is a predicted model, not a curated record. Gene Ontology annotation, cellular component: nucleus; CCAAT-binding factor complex. NCBI's taxonomy places the organism in Eukaryota, Metazoa, Arthropoda, Insecta, Ephemeroptera, Baetidae. The coding region runs from base 158 to 1027 and encodes 289 amino acids. Gene Ontology annotation, biological process: regulation of transcription by RNA polymerase II. The transcript is spliced from 5 exons. Gene Ontology annotation, molecular function: protein heterodimerization activity; DNA-binding transcription activator activity, RNA polymerase II-specific; RNA polymerase II cis-regulatory region sequence-specific DNA binding.